Exophiala xenobiotica is the source of this 2352-nucleotide messenger RNA. RefSeq lists its product as uncharacterized. Gene Ontology annotation, molecular function: zinc ion binding; DNA-binding transcription factor activity, RNA polymerase II-specific. NCBI's taxonomy places the organism in Eukaryota, Fungi, Ascomycota, Eurotiomycetes, Chaetothyriales, Herpotrichiellaceae. The transcript is spliced from 3 exons. The record is from RefSeq and is a predicted model, not a curated record. Gene Ontology annotation, biological process: regulation of DNA-templated transcription. Bases 1 to 2352 code for a protein of 783 amino acids.
AUGCAUCCCAUAAACAAGGCCCGCAAGCAAAAUUCAUCAUGCGAUCAGUGUCGACGGUCGAAACGGCGAUGCGAAUUGCCUACACAUAUUCAGCAUGGGCAGGCACGUGUCUGUUCAAACUGUCUACAUCUUGGACAAGAUUGCACCUUUGAUUUUGUUACGUCGCGCCUACAUCAGAAACGAGAAAAGGCCUCGACUUUGGACCAGCCAGUUGCCGCCAGUAGCACUCAAUGUCUGGCGGAUAAGCAAAUCAAUGCAGUCGGUCUUUCACCAAAAUCCUGUGAGACCGUUCAUACUGCUUCGGAUGAAACGCUCUGGGAGGAGUUCACCACCAAUGUGGGACUACUCGGAACAGAUAUGUUUCUUGGCAACCUCGCUUCAGAGUGGGCGAACCUCAUGAACGGGAACGAUGAGAGCAGUCACUGUGCGACGCGGCCCGUAAGACGUGGCAGUAUGCCCUCCGCAACCUCGCGAUCCUCAAAUAUCAGUCGACAUCACAAGAAAUUCACUCAAGGAAACGGCAGAGGAGCUGUUGGCGCGUGGCGCGGAUCGCCAAUCCACCUCCUCAAUUCGAGUGUGGAACUGCUAUGGCUCAAUCAAAGCUUGGGUGAGAUAUACGAAUGUAUGAUGGCUGGCAUUGCGAUCAGGUACCUUGACUAUAACUGCAACCUCUUCGCAGGAUCUUAUCGUUAUUCAUUUGAUGCCAACCGCUCCUGCCCUUCAGUAUCUCACCAAGACGCUCAUAGCACCAUGGCAAGAACCCUGCCGCCGGCUUGGAAACGAUCUUCGUCGUCAGGUGGUCCAGCAGAGUACCAGGACCAUGCCUCUGGGUCCAUGGAAGUUUUGUCAACUCGGAUCAACAAAGUCACUAUGAUAGGCAUUGCGAGAUUCCUUGACAACUUUAGUUCUCUAUAUUGCAAUGUGAUUGGCGCAAACACGCGGAAGCAGAACGAACGCAUUCUGACUGCAGCCUUACAGGCCUUCGCUUUACAGUUCGCUCCGUCAUCCCCAACGUCGGUAUCGGAGGGCAAGAUGUAUACUCGUUUCAACAGUGCUGAUGAUGGUCCCACUCCGGGCUCGAGCUCUGGAAGUCAGAAUACCAACAGCUCUCGUAUCUUCAUUACGGCCUGGCUCAAUACCCAUUCACUCUUGACGGAGUCGAAUCAACCUCGGUCUUUUGUCCGCCUUUAUGCUGUGUUUCUCUUUCUGAUGACCACCAUACCAUCAGAAGCCAACACAAGCGGCGGAAUGGACAUCAGGCCUCUAGAUAUCCUAGAUGACGCUUUGCAUCAGAUGCAGGAGCUGCAGAGCCUGAUAGAUGGUUAUUGUGCGAAUUUCGAGGCCAACUCUAUCUACCGAUUCCUCCUUCAAUCCUGCCUUGGGAUUUUUGGUUGGUAUGCAUACCUGCGUGACACAAUAUCCUCCGUCCUGAACCCACGUGUGUGCAUUCUUAACGACGCCCCAGUGCGCCUCAAAGGGAAGGAGUCCGUCAAUGAAACCGGCGAGGCUGGAUGGGAGCAGUUCCCUAACUUCGAUAGUGAGGUGCCAUCAAGCUGCCAAUAUGCUGCAGGCGAUCUCUUUCAUCUCUUCCGACAAGUUAUUCACCUCAGGGAGAUGAAUUCCCUGCCGAGAACGUCUCUCGAUGUUGGUGACCUGACGAGUCGGGUUCAACAGAGCAUUGCACUCAUGGACGAGUACACUUCGACGUACGGACCCUGGCUUGAACAAUGUAUCAUCACAUUUUACAGACUUUCAGAGAGGUCCAAGCUCUCAUCUGCAUUCCUGCUCUUGUUCUGGAAUCUUAGUGCCUUCUGUCUCGUGGAGCAGCUUCACCUCGCUGGAGAUUUCCUGCCACCGGAAGAAAGGAAGCCGAUACUCGGAAAAGCCCAGAAAUUCCAGGAAUCGGGCGUGAAAUCUGUUGUUGCUACAGCGCGACGCAUCGUUGAUGUUUCGUCAUGCGGAGAAUUCAAACUGUUGAAUAGCAUCCAAGCACGACUACAAUUCAUCUGCCACCACGCCAAUACGAGCCUUGUCGUCAUGGCCCUUGCCAAAGCUAUGGAGCAUACCAUUGACCUAAAUAUGACAAGGGAAAUAGACGACACGACCAUGUCCGACCAAUCAACGACCCUGGAUGCUCCGACUGAGUGGAUUGGGUCCGUUAAACCUCUUUUGAUUUGCCUUAUAAACCUGAAAAGCACCAUUUCUGGAACAUAUGCAGCAGAACCUGCGCUACAAAAGCUGAUGCAGCAAUAUGGCGAUAUUUUGAUGGAUUGUUGGUCUCACGAAGGGGAAGAAAUCCUGGGAGCAUCAUAUCAUUCGCGACAUUGUGACAGGAAUGAUUCGGCCAGCUGA